This is a messenger RNA of Megalops cyprinoides (Indo-Pacific tarpon), 3259 nucleotides long. RefSeq lists its product as uncharacterized. Lineage: Eukaryota; Metazoa; Chordata; Actinopteri; Elopiformes; Megalopidae. The coding region runs from base 938 to 2674 and encodes 578 amino acids. Gene Ontology annotation, molecular function: DNA-binding transcription factor activity; DNA binding. Gene Ontology annotation, cellular component: nucleus. The record is from RefSeq and is a predicted model, not a curated record. Gene Ontology annotation, biological process: regulation of DNA-templated transcription; circadian rhythm. The transcript is spliced from 2 exons.
CAAAACGUGACUAGGCAGUCAAAGCAUCCUGUUAUGCAACUACUGACCUACUAACAUACAUUUCGAGGCGGAAAGAGAGAGAAGGGAAACUGGAUCAAGUCACCUACAUAACAUGAGGAUUUAAAGUAAAACAGGAGACGGGGAAUCCGUGGUCACACCAAAACGAUAAUCUUAGAACUAGAGCAACACCGACUGCAAGGUACAUUGCGAUUUUAACUCGAGAGACAAAACAGACGAAACGAAAGAAGUGGAUAAAACGGGUGAAUUGAAGCGUGGUUUUGAACACCGUGGAUUUUAAUUCUAAUAACACAAGGCCAUUUACAUGGAUACCAGCUACUGAGCCGCUGCAACCCCAGAGAACAGGAAGCCACAGUAGACCAAGUGACUCGCCUGGAACUACUGGACACAGCUACGGCAGCUCAAGCUCCUUAGAGAGGAACAGAGACCGUACAGAGGCAAAGAGGCUAGAAAUACACUUGCAGAACGCUUACACCAGGGCUUCCUCAAGACAGGUUGACCCAAGAGGGUGAGUUGCUGUGAUCCUUGCUUGCAGGAAGAAUCGGGGGGACUGUCAUCCUGACGCUUCAUCUCAGACACUUAAAUGUGGCUCACUUGUGUGGAGUUCUGCCUGUUCCUGAUCUUCCUAGCCUAUUUAGACACUUGAGUGUCUGAAGAUCCAACUCUAAAACAAGAAGAGCCCCCCCCCCCCCCUAAAAAAAACAAAAACAAAAAAAAAAUCAAUGAGCGAAGCACGAAUACCUUAAGAAUUUUUUGCCGACCCCACCACUUAGAUCAGUAGAAAACAAAGCAGGAAGUUAAACCCCACUCAAGCAGUACCUGUGACCCUUCCCCUCCAUCCCUCCAAUUCUGUUGCAGGAAUUCCCUUUUCAAUGUUAGUGGAGGACCACUGUUUCAUAGUGGCUCCCUUCCAACAGCAAUGGAAAGCCUGAACACACAAGCCCCGACGCCUGGUCUGAGGGCCUUCCCCAGGUACGAUGACAGUCUGCCCUCGCCCCAGGCCAACCCUGCCCGUCCCCCCACCCGCCCACUCAAGCCCAAGCCCGGCAUGAGCUGCCGUCGCAAGCGUGAGUUCAUCUCUGAUGAGAAGAAGGAUGCCUCCUACUGGGAGAAGCGUCGUAAGAACAAUGAAGCAGCCAAGCGCUCACGGGAGAAGCGGCGGCUUAACGACAUGGUGCUGGAGAACCGCGUGAUUGCACUGAAUGACGAGAAUGUGCGGCUGAAGGCAGAGCUGCUGCAGCUGAAGUUGCGCUUCGGGCUCAUCAGCACCGCCUCCUAUGUGGAGAAGAGCCAGCAGAUAGGGGCCGGGAGCAGUACCAGCCCCACCUCCGGCCACUACUUCUCUAGUGGCUACUCCAGCAGCUCCCAGUUGAUGAUGAACUCAGACUCCUCUGAGGCAGAGCAGUCCAGCCAGGUAGAAGGCCACACCCCCCUGGCCAAGUACUCCCCGCGUGGUUCCCUGUCAGAUAUGUCUGAUGGCUCCUCUUGUGACAGCCCUGAGCCGGCUGGCUACAAGGUGAAGUGCGAGGGUGCAGCACUGGACACGAGCAUGCUGGAGAUGGAUGUCGGCAGUGUUGGGGUGGUGCAGACGGUGUGCGGCGUCCGCCACAGCCCCAGCUCUGUCCAUUGUCACGCCCAGGGGGUGGAGCCUGUAGCAGAGUAUCGGCAGCAGCAGCACACCUGCGGGGCUGUCCCAAGCCCUGUUCCACCUCCAGCUAGCCCCCAGAGGGGCGUCAUCCUGUAUCGCUCCAGCAGCAGCUCCUGCCCCGCAGAGCACCAGAGGCCACAGGGUUGGCAGCAGCCAGUGUUGGCACGGCUGGCUGAGUCUGAGAGCUCUGAGACUCUGGUGGAAGUGACGAAGCAGCUGCAGAGGAAGACCUUAGACUCCCCGCCCUAUGGCCAGCCCAGUGGCAGUGGGGAUAUGGGAGAGGGUCAGCUCUAUGGAGGCCACCAUCAGCGGGAUGGCGAUCCACAGAGCCACUGUGGUUACCUGGGCCCAGGAGGGCAGGAGGCUGCAGCGGCCCCAGAUCUGCUGUCCCACAGCUACGAGAAGGGCACGGGCUGCCCCUACCACCCCUACCUCAGCCCCCGGGACGAGGAGCCACCGGUGCUCACCUAUGAGGGUGGCCCUCGGGCCAAGGGCUACUAUCGUGAGCACUUGACUUCAAGCAAGGACACCUCCUCCAGCGAUGGCGACCCCCGCAGUUCUGACAAGGACGCCUCGACAGAUGACGAGUCCCCAUCUUCCUCUUGCUCUGAGAUGGGCGGCUACCCCCAAAACCUGUCCGUCACAUGCCAGGUGGAAUCCCUGCAAGCCCUGCCAGCAUGCACCACCUCCAACUGCCAUGGGCAGGUGGAGUGGAGAGGCACCGCCCUGCCGCACAAGCUGAGGCUCAAACACAGAGCGCUCAGUCAUGGGGGGACAGGGGCCCAGCAUGACAUGCCUCCCGCUGCAGCAUCUACACCCCUUGCCUUGCCCCAGCACCCCUACCUGGCCCUCAUGCACGUCACCCAGCAAGGGGGCAGCGGUGACGGCCACAGGGGGUGGGACAGCUGGACGCCCAUGGGGUUCAGCGAGCAAGGGGAGGAAGGCAGAGAGGAUUUUGGGAGAAAAGACAGCGGUGGUCAGAACGGUCGGAGUAAGAGAAGAGACUGAGGGGAGAGAUGCUGACCCACAGCAGCUGUCACCUUCCAUCUCUCCAGAUACCCUUUAACUACAAAGGCAAUUGUACACCCUGGAGCUAGAGUGCAAGGCUCAUAAAUCCCUAAACGGACUGGACUCCAUGCUCCAGAGUGCACUGUCUCACAGGGUGUAUGGUCAGUGGUCAGUUCUGGUACCCCCUCCAAGAUCAUAGAAGCACUUGAAGAAUGGGCGAGGUCUGUGAAUAAGUGAGAGAAUGGAACUUCCCCUGUCAGUCUGUAUCUUCUGUUUUCCAGCAAAGUGUCAAGCAACAGAAAACUCUAGAAGUGAUUACAGUGGUGAAUUGACACUUUCUAAAGAAGCCGUUACAACUCCUUCCUACUUUUCCUAUAAAGUGUGAAAUCUCAGUUCCCCUGAUCUGCUAUGAUGCUUGACCAUUUUCACACUGACCCAGGAUGUGGCCUAUGCAUGUACCAAAUGCAAGGCAUUUUGGGAGUUUUCCUUCAACCAAAGAAGUAGUGCUCUGAUAGACUUCCAUUCCUCUUCCUCAGUCUAACUUUCUACAGUCUACCAUUCCAUCAAUAAUUUCCUUCUGACACC